AUGUCAACGCAAACUGCUCCGGUCAUCCCUCCACGACCGGCUCGAUCUCCACGACCGACAUCGUCGUUAGAAAUGCCCAAGAUACCGCCACGCCCCGGCAACCGCCGCAAUGAUCGUUCGGUUUCGCCCAUGCGUGAUAGCUAUGCGCCUUCCCCAUUCAAUGAAUGGACCGGUCCUAAUAUGAGUCGCACCGUUUCGAAUGAUCUGCCUCCACGUCCCCCCAGCGUCACGAUACCAUCUCUUGGCGAGGAGGGUAUUGAAUAUGCGGAUCUUGAUCCAGGAAACAUGUCGGAUGGCCGACACCAGACACCCGCUGAGACUCGCAACGUUAGCAGUGAUCUUAAGAUCCAUGCACCGAGACCUUCAUUACCGACAUCAAGUGCUGAAGCAAAAGUCCAGACUGUCACCCGUACUGAUUCCCGGCAGGCUGCCGCAGCCGGACUGGGCCGUGGCGUUUCGCCUGCUCGAGAGGAACAGGAACGCUCAAGUCGUUCGUUAAAUUCCCGAACCAGCGGCUCGCGCGCCGAAUCCUCAACUGCAUCCAAUGAGCGUCGGCACUCUGCCCUCCUCGGAGAGGAACAGGGGUUCCGCGUGCCCAUGUACCCCAAUGCCGGUGACGUCCAGGCACCAUCCCCCAGCCCAUACCUCGAACAAGGCUUGCAGCGGUCGAGUCGUAACCACAACCGCACUCGUAGCGCUCGGGACUCCUCCCUGCCCCCUGGUAGCUACGGUUUGCACGGACAUGGUAUCCAGCAUCCCGAUAAGUUUGAGAAGGCUUGGUAUGAAAAACAUCCCGAUGAAUUCGUGAAGGAAGAAGGACAGUAUGGCCCUGGUGUCGGAACUCCACGUCCUGAUUGGGCAAUGAGUAGCGAUGAUCUGAACAAGAUUGUUCGAAGCUCAGCCCAUACCAGUUCCGGUAUUGGUACUUCCCCAACCGUUGUGGGCACUCCCGAAGAGGAAGUCGGGUACAUAGCGUCCGACGAGUACAUACAUCUCAUUGCUUCUCCCCCUCCUGACGCUCGAAUCGAAAGCCAGCCAGCUGUUGAGUCGCCACUUCGACAGAUGAGCUUCCCUUCAGAAGCUACGCAGACGAAACCCACCGCAAACCUGCGUCACCGUAGAUCCAGUUCGCACAGUCAACGUGAGGGUGGCGUGAUCCAUGUGGAUGAUCCGAUGCAUCCUUUGCACCACCCAGACGGAUUUGCCCCGACCCCGGCGACAGAAGAGAAUGAGUCGACAUAUGAGAAUGCCGUGGAGGAUGAUGAGCCAAUUUUGGCUGCUGAUGAAGUGCGCCCUGAGUCGGCGUACUUACAUCCCGCUGUCUCGCCGACAUUUGAUCGUCGGGCAAGUUUUGAGGAUGAAGGCCGCAGUCGCACUCCUAGUGUCACGCACAGUCGUUCCAACAGUCGAUCAGCAAGCGCGCAAGGCCAAUUCCCGGCGCUGACCCGCUAUGACUCGCGUGAGGAUGCGCAUACACCGCUUGAAGACGUCGAGGAGUAUGAACCGUUGUUCCCUGAAGAGGAUGCUAAGAAAGAGUCAGCUGCGGAUCGCUUCAAGAAAAGGCCUGAUACACUCAAGCAUAGAUUCCCUAGCCAGGAUAUCUGGGAGGACACUCCGAACAGUCUGCAGCUUCAGGCUACCGUCACGACCCCAGAUCUACCUAAGCGCGACUCUUCCGAAAUUUUCGAAACACCCGAGCAAGAGGUCUCACGCAAGAUGCAGAACACGAAACUCGACUCACAUCAGGUGGCUUCCCAUAUCCUUGAAGGCGAGAGUGUCAGAGAAAAGGCUCCCGUGCGACCAGACACUUUCAAACAGCGUUUCCCUAGUAGAGAUAUUUGGGAAGAUGCUCCCGAUAGUCACCAGCUGGUGACCACAGUUGAGCCCGCCAAAGAAGAAUUGAAAAGUCCAGAAGUACCUUCCAGGCCUGGAAUUCCCCCACGCCCGCAGCGACACGCUCAGUCUACCUCACCGAGCGAAAAGCGCCAACCACCAUCAAUCCCAGACAGACCCAAGCCCCAGGUCCCUACUCGUCCCGCUAAGCCCAGUUCCCAGACACCAGCAAGCACUGCUGAAGCCCCGAGAAGCGCCCCUGCAGUCAAGGCUAAGCCCGCAAUCCCCGUUCGUCCCGGUGGAAGCAAGAUCGCAGCCAUGAAGGCGGGCUUCCUCACUGAUCUGAAUUCACGUCUGCAGCUGGGUCCACAACAGCCCAAGCCUCAACAAAAGGAGCCCGAGCCGCCUGCUGAGAAGCAGCCUCUGAGCGAUGCUCGCAAGGGAAGAGCCCGUGGCCCAGCACGACGAAAGCCAGCCGAGAAAACUACAUCAAGACUCCCCACUAUUCCAGAGAUCAAGAUCACAGAAUCUUUGAAUAUUUGGCAAGUCGGCGAGGAUGGCAACCUGGUUGUUGGGACUAGUGACAACGAGGAGAAGCCUCCUGUUGCUCCCGUUGCAGUGGAAGAACCAUCGGUGCCUGCUGAACCUGAACAGUCAAUGGCCCCUCCAAUCGCCAAGAAUACUGCCGGUGAAUCUGUGGACCCAACACCUGGAUUACCCGUUGCUGAGGACGUGACCUCUACCAAAACCACAACAGCAGAUGUUCAGCCUGUACAGACCCCAGCAGAGAUCUCGGAACCAGCUGAGACGUCCCCGGUAGCAACCGAGUCUGCUGACAAGCAUGAGGAGAAAGACGACGUGAUCGUGACAAAGCCCUCUGAGCCUGUUUCUGAGCCUGUUUCUGAGCCCGCACCCGUUACUGCGGCGAUGGCUGAAUCCGUCUCGGCUCCCGCUAAACUGGAAGAUGCCCUGGAAGACCUGGCUGCGUCAGCUGCUGAUGUCAAGAGAAAGUCUGAUGGUAACAUUCAACCUGAACAGUAG
Molecule: messenger RNA, 2874 nt
Organism: Penicillium vulpinum
Lineage: Eukaryota; Fungi; Ascomycota; Eurotiomycetes; Eurotiales; Aspergillaceae
Product: Aim21 family protein
Exons: 2
Coding region: 1-2874 (957 amino acids)
Source: RefSeq, a predicted model, not a curated record